AAAGAGUAAAACCUAUAGAACAAAAAUCGUCUGUGCAAACCAUGAUUCGUACUGGUUCUAGAAUCUUCAGUGGCCCCAGAACAGCUCCGUCCAUUGCUCUUGCCCGGAAAGUCUAUCCUCUCCUCGUCUCUGCUUCUCAGCUUCAGGUUCGCCUCAUGGCCGAUUCAUCUGCUCCUUUCAAGAAGGUUCAGAUUCAGAGGGACGACACCACAUUUGAUGCAUAUGUAAUUGGAAAAGAAGAUGCUCCUGGAAUUGUUGUGCUUCAGGAAUGGUGGGGUGUGGACUUUGAGAUAAAAAACCAUGCUCAGAAGAUCUCUCAAUUUGGCUCUGGUUACAAGGCACUUAUACCCGAUCUGUACCGUGGAAAAGUUGGAUUAGAUGUUGCAGAAGCACAACAUUUGAUGGAAGGGCUUGAUUGGCAAGGAGCUGUGAAAGAUAUUCAUGCCUCAGUUAAUUGGCUAAAAGAGAAUGGUUCAAAGAAGGUUGGAGUUACUGGAUACUGCAUGGGUGGUGCCCUUGCCAUUGCAAGUUCUGUUUUAGUAUCAGGUGUUGAUGCUGUUGUAGCAUUCUAUGGAGUCCCUUCUUCUGAGCUGGCAGACCCUGCCAAGGCUAAGGCACCUGUGCAGGCUCAUUUUGGCGAGGAUGAUGGUUUUGCUGGAUUUUCAGAUAUUAAGGCUGGGAAAGAGUUGGAACAGAAGCUGAAGGAAUCUGGAGUUGAACAUGAGGUGCAUUUCUAUCCAAAGACUGGGCAUGCAUUUAUGAACAUUUCCUCCGACGGGGUACAAAGGAGGAGAACCAUGGGAGAGUCUGAUGUUGAGAAUGCCACUGUGGAGCUGGCCUGGUCUCGUUUCCGCUCAUGGAUGAACCGUUUCCUGUCCACUGCCUGAACAAACAGUAAAUCACAAUGACUUUGUUUGUAGUCUGGAGUUGUUCAGUGUUCUUGCUACAAUAAAGUAGUUACUGUGCCAAAUGCUUGUUUGGGUUGUGCGUUGUUAUGAUAUUGGACUUGUGCAUUCUAUACUUCGGCUGCACAAAAUGUGCCUAUUUUUAUGUUUGUUUUGACUUAAUAGAUAGAACUGGGCCGGGAAGGGUGGGCCGUGGGAGGGGCUGCUUAGAGCAUCUUUAACGGGAGCAUCAAUUCCUCUAAAUGCAUUGCCACAUCAAACUUCGGGAAAAAAAAACAUAUCCAACGGCAAUAUGGACUAUGGCUGUGGUGAUGACAUGGAAUGAAAAAAAGGGACGAUGUCUAUCCCACCUAGUUUCAGAAAGCCCAUCCCAUUGCCAACUCAGCAAAAAAUAAAUUCUACCAAUUUUUUUUGGAACCAUAUACUACAAGUUUUCUGG
This is a messenger RNA of Cuscuta epithymum, 1344 nucleotides long. The record is from the annotation of a GenBank genome assembly. Lineage: Eukaryota; Viridiplantae; Streptophyta; Magnoliopsida; Solanales; Convolvulaceae.